AUGGCCAUGAUGUCGAAGCCGCAACCACAACCCAGGCGCCAAUCCUUCAAAGUGCUCGCCUCUGAGUACGAACCCGGCCUGAAGCCCCUCCUGGAAUGCGACGGAGCAUGGGAGGGGCCUCCCCAGAUUGGUACCCACCUGGACGACCCUGAGCCAGACAUAGAGCACUGCAGCAUCCUGCCCGAGCCCUGCCUGCGUCCAGGCCUACCCGGAUCCCUGGCAGCCGAGGCCUGGUCCCGCGGGCGGUGGCUGGUGGGGCUGCUCAUCCUGCAGAGCAGCUCCAGCUUCGUGCUGAGUGGCUACUCGGAUCUUCUGGAGCGGCACCUCGUGGUCACCCUCUUCCUCACCAUGCUGGUUGGAGCAGGCGGCAAUGCAGGCAAUCAGUCGGCCAUCAAAGUCAUCCGAGGGCUGGCCACAGGCGCGCUGCGGCCCACACUGGGCAUGCUGCGCGCCACGUUGGCGCGCCAGGCCAUCGUGGGGCUGCUCCUCGCCAGCGGCCUGGCCUCCGCCGGGUGGGUGCGGGUCUACCUCACCGCCGGCGACCCGCGCCACGCCUCCGCCAUCGCUCUCUCCCUCCUGCUCAUCGUCAACACCAGUGUCCUGGUCGGCACCGCGCUCCCCUUCGCCCUGGCAAGGCUGGGCGUCGACCCCGCGAACGCAGGCACGAGCAUCCAGGUGGUGAUGGACGUGAUGGGGGUGCUCAUCACCUGCGCCUGCUGCCGCUUGGUGCUGGACCAGCUCGCCGGCGUGCUGAGGCACGCACCACCCCUCCCGUGA
Molecule: messenger RNA, 777 nt
Organism: Auxenochlorella protothecoides
Lineage: Eukaryota; Viridiplantae; Chlorophyta; Trebouxiophyceae; Chlorellales; Chlorellaceae
Product: Magnesium transporter MgtE
Exons: 4
Coding region: 1-777 (258 amino acids)
Biological process (GO): monoatomic cation transport
Molecular function (GO): monoatomic cation transmembrane transporter activity
Source: RefSeq, a predicted model, not a curated record